UGGAUAAAUAAAAAACAGGGUAGAAAGUGAACGGAAAACUGAACGGAGAAAAGAAAUGUUAGCGCUAAGAAGCAGUAGUGUUAUUCCAAAACCAAAUUGCUUUACGAAAAUUUACAAAACCCUAACUACCAACUCUCAGAAUCUCACCAUUUGUUUCUCUUCCAAUUCGAAGACUCGUCAAACAUUCUCUGCAACUACGUCAUCCUCGUCGUCUAAUGUUGUAAUUAACUCUCCAUUUUCAGGAUUGGAGGAUAAUUUGGUAGGUUAUGUAAUGGGAAAGAAGAAAGCAACUGAAGCGGCUCAUCUGGUAUGGAAGAGUGUUAUACAGAAAGGGGAUACAGUGAUAGAUGCAACUUGUGGUAAUGGGUAUGACACUUUAGCUAUGCUUAAAUUGGUGGCGGAUGGUUCCGGAAAUGGCCGCGUUUAUGCAAUGGAUAUGCAAACGGAUGCUUUAGAUAACACCGCGACUUUGCUCAAUGAAAAUGUCACUUCUGAGGAGAAAGAUCUUGUCAAGCUUUUCUCCAUAUGUCACAGCAGAAUGGAAGAAAUACUUCCGGAUGAUAGCCGUGUAAGACUGGUUGCUUUCAACUUGGGCUACCUUCCGGGAGGUGACAAAGCUAUAACAACGGUGCCGGAAACAACAUUUUUAGCAUUAGAGGCUGCAAAGAGGGUGUUAUUGCCAGGAGGGCUCAUCAGUUUAGUUGUCUAUGUGGGGCAUCCUGGUGGAAGGGAUGAAUUGGAGAAGGUGGAAAGUUUUUCUUCAGGGUUACCAGUAGAUGAUUGGGUCUGUUGCAAGUUCCAGAUGUUAAACAGACCAGUGGCGCCAGUACUAGUAUUUUUAUUUAAAAGAUGAAAACACUCGAGAGAAUGAUAAACAAUAUUGGUUCUUCGGAAUUGUUGUAUAAUAGUAAUUUUUAGUUUAUUGCCCUUUUAUUUUAA
This is a messenger RNA of Mercurialis annua (annual mercury), 939 nucleotides long. RefSeq lists its product as uncharacterized. The transcript has 6 exons. The record is from RefSeq and is a predicted model, not a curated record. NCBI's taxonomy places the organism in Eukaryota, Viridiplantae, Streptophyta, Magnoliopsida, Malpighiales, Euphorbiaceae. Bases 56 to 853 code for a protein of 265 amino acids.